UGUUGGCAAAUAUAAAACCUGAUUUGAUAUUUUUUUUGUGUUUGUAUUUUAUCGUUUGAAUUUUAAUUUUAACAAAGAUUUUGUUAAAAUAGAAAAAAUUCAAAAAUAAAUAAUGUCAUCGAAGCGAAGAAAAUCAGCACCACCAAAUAAACUAUCAUGUUCACCAAUACAAUCCGAUACAAUAUCUAUGGAUAAUGAUGAUCAACAACAACAGGAACAGGAAAACAUUGAUCAUGAAUUGAAUAAUUUUAUUUGUAUGGAUUCAAAUGAUAAUGUAGAAGAUAUUGAAUAUCUGAAUCCUGAAGAAGAAGAAGAAGAUGAUGAAAAAGCAACAGCAACAACAACAACACCGAUUUCAUUAAAAUCAGAAAUGAAUAAAAUAGAUAUUCCAACACCAUCAUCAACAACAGCAACAUCAUCAUCAUUUGUUAAUCGUUGUAAAGUAUUUGAAGAAUUGAUUGAAAAUUGUAAACUAAAUUGUAUAAAAGAAUCAUUAAUACAAUCGAAUGAAAUUAGCAGUAAUGGACAAAUGGAUAAGAAUACAAUAUUAAUGGCUGAAAAACGUUUGAAUCAAAUUAUUGAUCAAUUAUCACGUUUACGUCAACGUUUUAUUCGUAAUGAAUCAUCAAACAUAAUUGAAGAUGAGUUUCUAAAAACUCUAGAUGUUUCCGCUUCCGGAACAUCAUCAUCAUCAUCAUCGUCGUCGUCGUCGUCUGUAUCAUCGAUUUUAGAUCAUAACAAUAUUCAAUCACAACAUCCAAAUUCCGAUUUAUUAUCAAUACAUUCAACACAAUCGACAUCAUCAUUUUCUCAUCAUCCAUUGAUAGUAUCAACAACACCCGAGGAAUUAAAUUUUAAUAAUUUACAACAAGAAUCCGAACCAUUGUUGGAUUCAACUAUUAACAUAUCAAAUGAAACAGAUAUUCUUCAACGAAUCUAUCGACAUCUGAAUAUGCAAUAUCUAAAUUCAAAUAAAGAUAAUGCUAAACAAACAAAAAUCAAACCAAUUUUAUCGCCAUCGAUUGAUCACAAUAACAAUAAUAAUAAUAACAAUGAAACAACAAUGUUUCAAUUAUGGGAAAAAUAUCAACAGCAAAAUCAAUCGGAUUUGAUUUUGAAUCCAGAUGUUUUACAUUUGAAAACGGCCAUUCAACAACAACAACAACAAUAUCUACAGGAUAAUAUUCUUGCUUCAUCAAAAAAUUCGUUAAAUCAUUCAACACAAAAAACCAAUACUGAUUCAUUAUAUGAAUCUUUAUCAGCCAAUGUUCAAACCCUUAAUUCACGUCAAUCACCAACUAAUACGAAUAUGAAUCGAUUAAUUGAAUCUUCAAAUGUCCAUUUUCGAAAUACUUCAUCGAAUAAUAAUAAUAAUCAUCAUCAACAUCAUCAUAUUCAUUCUGAUUCUAAUGCUGUACAACAGUAUUUAUCACAAAACAAUCUUUUACAUCGAAUAGGUACAGAUAAUCCACCAACGACAUCGAAUCUGGGAAAUUAUCUUCAUGAUCGGUCAAGUAAUUUGUUUCUAAGCAAUUUACUUUUAUCAUCACAUCAACAUUUUCAAUCAAAUUCAGAUUCUCAUAGUCAAAUUAAAUUAGCAGCACAAGCGGCAGCUGCAGCAAUGGCUGUAAGAAAUUCAACAGCAGAAACAGCAAUUAAUCCCGAAAUGUUUGAUCUCGAAAAAAUGUCUCAUUCAAUUUUAAAUCAUUAUAAUGCUUCUGUAUUAAUGCCAAGUUUAUUGAAUAAUUUUCCUGAGCGAAAAUCUAAUUCUAAAAAUGAAAUAUUUAACAAUAAUAACUCUAAUCAUCAUCAUCAUCAAAAUUUUACUGAAUCUCCAAUUGAUCAACAAGAAACGAACAAAGAAUCAUCAUUGUUGAUGAAUCAAUUACAAAAAUCGGAUAAAAGCAACGAUAAAACAAUGAUAAAAAAAUCAAAAUUAAAAGAUUCAUCAACUUUUUCGACAAAUAACCGUUUCAUUUCGAAACAUUGUUCUGACAAAAAAAAUAAUUGUUAUCCCGAACAAAACAAUAUUGUAGAAACUAAUGUUGUCCCCGAAUCGAUCGUGAUUACUCGAAUGAACAAUAAUAAAAAUCGAUCAGGAUCUAGUAAAAAAUCUAGUACAGAAAAUCGAAACAAUGUUGAAGUUCCAUUUAUGCCAAGAAAUCCACAUGAACGUGGUCAUAUAAAACGACCAAUGAAUGCAUUCAUGGUUUGGGCGAAAGAUGAACGACGAAAAAUAUUAAAAGCCUGUCCCGAUAUGCAUAAUAGUAAUAUUUCAAAAAUAUUAGGUGCCCGUUGGAAAGCAAUGACAAGUGUUGAGAAACAACCAUUCUAUGAAGAACAAUCAAGAUUAUCACGUGUGCAUAUGCAACAACAUCCAGAUUAUCGAUACCGUCCACGACCAAAACGUACCUGUAUUGUUGAUGGCAAAAAAUUACGCAUAUCUGAAUAUAAACAAUUGAUGAGAUCCCGGCGGCAAGAAAUGCGUACAUUAUGGUAUCGUGAUGGUAUUCCUGUCAAUCAGAAUAUAAUGACCAAUUCUUCAAAUGAUCUGGAUAGUUGUUUGACAACAAGUAAUAAUGAAUUGACAACAAAAACUGACAUUUCUAUGACAUCACCAUCAUCAUCUAGUUCAUCAUCAUUAUCAUCACCAAUAUCUUCGAUUUCUUCUCCGACAUCAUCUUCACCUUUGAUCAAUUCACCAAAAAGUAGAAACAAUUCAGUAAUCAUUGAUUUUAAUCAUUCAACAACAAAUAUGGCAUCCAAUCCCCGAUAUAAAAAACAUUAUAAGCAUCAUCAACAACGAAUGAUAAUUAAAUCGCCACAACAACAUGCUAGCAAAGAUGAUGUUUCCGAAGACGACUUUGACAAUGAUGAUGAAGAUUUAAUCGAAUAAAAUCACCAUACCGAAUUCGAAUUAUUACCAAAAGGUCCAAAAACAAAUUUGACAUUUAUACAAAAAAGAACAACCAAUCAUAAAUGAUUGAUUCAUUUUGAUCACCAAUUUUGUUUCUGAUGAUCAAUUUUGAUUACAAACCACAAACACACACACACGCGUUCACAAUGAAUCAAAUACUUGCAUCCUCCUCUUCCUUUCAAAAAAACCCCAAUAUUUUUCAUUCUAAAAUUAGAUUUAAAUUGUUAAAUUUCAAUCUCUCGCUUUCGAAUCAUAAUCAUCAUCAUUUGUCAAACAUCCCCAAAAAGAAAUGGAUUGGGAAUUUUUUUUUUAAUUUUGUUUGCUUUGCUAUUCUCUCAAUACAUUGUUAAAUUUUUU
Dermatophagoides pteronyssinus (European house dust mite) is the source of this 3274-nucleotide messenger RNA. RefSeq lists its product as uncharacterized. NCBI's taxonomy places the organism in Eukaryota, Metazoa, Arthropoda, Arachnida, Sarcoptiformes, Pyroglyphidae. Gene Ontology annotation, molecular function: RNA polymerase II cis-regulatory region sequence-specific DNA binding; DNA-binding transcription factor activity, RNA polymerase II-specific. The record is from RefSeq and is a predicted model, not a curated record. Gene Ontology annotation, biological process: cell fate commitment; regulation of transcription by RNA polymerase II. Gene Ontology annotation, cellular component: nucleus.